This is a messenger RNA of Pochonia chlamydosporia 170, 333 nucleotides long. RefSeq lists its product as hypothetical. The transcript has 2 exons. NCBI's taxonomy places the organism in Eukaryota, Fungi, Ascomycota, Sordariomycetes, Hypocreales, Clavicipitaceae. The record is from RefSeq and is a predicted model, not a curated record. The coding region runs from base 1 to 333 and encodes 110 amino acids.
AUGGGGAUGGGGAUGGAUGGGGAUGGAUGGGGAUGUGGAUUUUACUGUGGAUGGACUAGAGUUGCUUCUUCAUCAAUCUGCACCAGACAAGACCAAACAAGACCAGACAGUCAAACAAAGACAAGGAGAUCCGCGCCUCGUUCCCCACCGUCAAGGACGGCCCAAAAUGAACAAAAAUCUCCCCGCAUCAGAUUCAGACUCACUCAAACUAGACGAUGUCCUUUUCCCCCGCCGCCUCCGCCUCCAACAUCCAUGACAUUGUUCCCCAACAAUCGAGUAUCCAAUGACGCGCAUUUCAGGCUAGUCUUUAUCCAAUCGCAAGCUUGUCCUUAA